Diuraphis noxia (Russian wheat aphid) is the source of this 2588-nucleotide messenger RNA. It is a transcript of the gene E23, whose product is annotated as ABC transporter G family member E23. Lineage: Eukaryota; Metazoa; Arthropoda; Insecta; Hemiptera; Aphididae. Gene Ontology annotation, biological process: transmembrane transport. The record is from RefSeq and is a predicted model, not a curated record. Gene Ontology annotation, molecular function: ABC-type transporter activity; ATP hydrolysis activity; ATP binding. Gene Ontology annotation, cellular component: plasma membrane.
AUGAUCAUAUCCAAGGACCUGUUCCUGUUGGGCGAUCAAGACUACCUGCGAUUGCCCAAAGACGACAAACGGUCCAGAAAUGGAAACAAAACGCUCAGGUUGGAAAACGGAGUGAACGUGCAAGAACCCCCGGGAUGUAUGCACCCGUUGCCCGCACAUCGGCCGAUCGAGCUGACUUUCAGCAACCUGACAGUGACACUAGACGACAAGAGACACGUGCUGAAGAACAUCAGUGGUGUCGUAAAACCGGGACAGGUGUUGGCCGUAAUGGGUCCUUCAGGAUGUGGAAAAACAACUUUGCUAAAUUGUCUUUCGGGCCGGACCAAGUUGAAUUCCGGGUGCAUCCACCUGAAUCGCGAGCGUCUCAACAAGCGGUGCAAGCGGCGUAUCUGUUACGUAUUACAACAAGACAUUUUUUUCCCGGACUUGACCCUGAGACAAACGCUCGAGUACGCUGCAAUGCUGAGACUUCCCGAUUCAUUAUCUCGCGGUCAAAAAAUGCAGUACGUUGAUCAUAUCAUAGACGUGCUCGAUCUGAACAACUGUCAAGAUACAAUUAUCGGGGACUACAUGAAGCGUGGUUUGUCCGGGGGUGAAAAGAAACGAGCAAACAUCGCUUGCGAACUCUUAACCAAUCCAGCUUUAAUGCUGCUAGAUGAACCCACAACUGGACUGGACUCUCAUUCAGCUUACAAAUUGAUGUGGUCGCUAAAGAAAUACGCCGAAAAAGAAGGAAAAACUAUUGUAGUCACUGUUCACCAACCGUCAUCUCAAAUAUUUCAUAUGUUUGAUAAACUACUUUUGAUCUGCAAUGGACAGACUGCAUACUUUGGUGACAUCAAUAAAGUUGUAAAUUUCUUUAGUAACAUUGGAAUGACGAUAGCCCCACAUUACAAUCCGGCUGACUUCAUUCUGGAACAAGUUAAAGGUACAGAAGAAAUGAAACAAAAGAUAAUAGCCGCCGCACAGAGAGCCCAAGACGAUUAUUAUCAGCAAGAAUCGUUGAAUUUGAAUUGCACGUGUGACAAGUACCUAAAUAACUAUCGUCACAAUCAUAACGAUAAAUAUCAAUGGCCCAUGAAUGCUACCAACGGUCAUAUUUGUACAGCGUUCAGUGACUCGUCUACAGAUAGCAAUGAAAAAUGUUAUACUGCAGUCAGAGUUCACGAAGACGAAGUGAAAAAUUUAUGGCCCGACAGUCAGAGCCAUUCUUCAACUUCUACAUCUGACGAAGACUUUACUUGGCAAUGGCCCACCAGCUUUUGGACACAAUUCAAAGUGUUGAGCCAGAGGAACUUCCAAGAAGCGCGUCCUCAAAUGUUGAGCACACUGAACUGGGUGCAAACAAUUGCGCUGGGCAUAUUGGCCGGUCUGCUGUGGUUCCAAUUGCCGCGCACGGAACAAUCUUUGCAGAACAUCCAGGGGUGGAUGUUCUUUUCCACUACUUACUGGAUGCUUUUUGCUCAUUUCGGUACACUGUCGUCUUUCCCUCCAGAAAGAGAAGUUAUUAAUAAAGAACGCCAGAGUGGAGCGUAUCGCUUGAGUGCGUAUUAUCUGGCCAAAAUGGUCGGCGAACUGCCGUUGACAAUCACCUUGCCAGCCGUCUAUCAUCUGAUCUCCUACCCAAUGCUUGGCAUGCAUAGUGUUAGUACAUUCUUCACCCUAUUAAUGUUUCUAUUAUUGAACACCAUCGUCGCUCAGAGCGUCGGGUUUUUCGUGGGAGCGUUUUGCAUGGACAUGCAAGUCUCGAUUACAAUCAGCGCCCUGUACACGCUGGCCACACAACUKUUUGGCGGCUACUUGGCGACAAAUAUUCCUAGCUGGUUACAGUGGAUGCAGUAUCUCAGUAUGGUGCAUUAUGCCUAUCAAAACAUGCAAAUCGUCGAAUUUAGCGAUGGAGAACCAAUCAUGUGUGCAAAACAAUCCAAGUAUGCGGUGUGUGAAAACUCGACUUUUAUACCAGCUCUGGACAUUGUAAACGCGCAAGGUGCAUCGUUCCCAUUAUGGCUGAACACUGCGAUACUGUUCGGCUUCCUUAUCGUGUUCAGAUUGUUAGGUUAUCUAGUGUUGCGUUUCAUCCGAAAACCAAAGUGAAUACCUAAACCGUUGAUGGCUGUGAGCGAUUAACAUUUUUAAUUAUUAAUCGUUUUAUAAAAACAUAAAUAUGGCUGUGUCAUUUUAGACAUUAUAAUAUUUUUUAUCUCGUUAUAAAUAUUAAACUUAGAGACUCGUUUUUCAACUCGAUAAUACCCCGAACUCAUUUCCUAACGCUAAAAUUUGGUGCUUGUACCUAUUUUGAUCGGAUUUCGGGAAAAGCGGUGUGAGAUGUGUUACACGUAUUUAUAUGUCGCAUUGUUUUGAUUUUUUGUASUACAUCGUAAUAAUGUUUUUAAAUGUUGCAUAAAAAUUAUUUUAUGACUUUAAAUACCUAUUUUUUUAAUUUUUAAAAAUUAUUGUAUAAUUAUUAUUUUAUUGAGUUCGAACAUACAGAAUUUUGUUUUCACUAAUACCUCUGAGAUGAAAUUUUGUUACAUAUAUACUGUUCGCACAGAUUUUUCGUUACUACUUAGAUAAUCACAUUUUUAAUU